AUGAGACAGGGUCCCGUGUUUGCAGGGGAAAGACGGAUGGAUGAGCUUGAUUUUACAUUCGAUGUUACACUUGAGGUCUCUGUCCCGUCGUACAAUGGUGUUACAAUUGAGGUGUCAGACCCGUCCUACAGCGAUGUUACACUUGAGGUCUCUGUCCCGUCCUACAGCGAUGUUACACUUGAGGUCUCAGACCCGUCCUACAGCGAUGUUAUACUUGAGGUCUCUGUCCCGCCCUACAGCGAUGUUACACUUGAGGUCUCAGACCCGUCCUACAGCGAUGUUACACUUGAGGUCUCUGUCCCGUCCUACAGCGAUGUUACACUUGAGGUCUCAGACUCAUCCUACAGCGAUGUUACACUUGAGGUCUCAGGCCCGUCCUACAGCGAUGUUACACUUGAGGUCUCUAUCCCGUCCUUCAGCGAUGUUACACUUGAGGUCUCAGACCCGUCCUACAGCGAUGUUAUACUUGAGGUCUCUGUCCCGUCCUUCAGCGAUGUUACACUUGAGGUCUCAGAACCGUUCUACAUCGAUGUUACACUUGAGGUCUCUCUCCCGUCCUACAGCAAUGUUACACUUGAGGUCUCUCUCCCGUCCUACAGCGAUGUUACACUUGAGGCCUCUGUCCCGUCCUACAGCGAUGUUACACUUGAGGUCUCUAUCCCGUCCUACAGCGAUGUUAAACUUGAGGUCUCUGUCCCGUCCUACAGCCAUGUUACACUUGAGGUCUCUGUCCCGCCCUACAGCGAUGUUACACUUGAGGUCUCUCUCCCGUCCUACAUCAGUGUUACACUUGAGGUCUCAGACCCGUCCUACAGCGAUGUUGUACUUGAGGUGUCUUUCCCGUUGUACAGCGAUGUUGUACUUGAGGUCUCAGACCCGUCCUACAGCGAUGUUGUACUUGAGGUCUCUAUCCCGUCAUACAAUGGUGUUACACUUGAGGUCUCUGUCCUGUCCUACAGCGAUGUUACACUUGAGGUCUCUGUCCCGCCCUACAGCAAUGUUACACUUGUGGUCUCUGUCCCACCCUACAGCGAUGUUACAUUUGAGGUCUCUGUCCCGCCCUACAGCGAUGUUACACUUCAGGUCUCUGUCCCGCCCUACAGCGAUGUUACACUUGAGGUCUCUGUCCCGCCCUACAGCGAUGUUACACUUGAGGUCUCAGACCCGUCAUACAAUGGUGUUACACUUGAGGUCUCUAUCCCGUCCUACAGCGAUGUUAAACUUGAGGUCUCUGUCCCGUCCUUCAGCGAUGUUACACUUGAGGUCUCUGUCCCGUCCUACAGCCAUGUUACACUUGAGGUCUCUGUCCCGCCCUAA
Molecule: messenger RNA, 1317 nt
Organism: Haliotis rufescens (red abalone)
Lineage: Eukaryota; Metazoa; Mollusca; Gastropoda; Lepetellida; Haliotidae
Product: enterin neuropeptides-like
Exons: 2
Coding region: 1-1317 (438 amino acids)
Source: RefSeq, a predicted model, not a curated record